GGCUAAUCAAUCCAUGGAAGAGUAUGUUCGUGGAAUUCAGACAAUAGCGGACAAUUUGAAUUCCAUUAAUUGCCCGGUUUCUGAUUCUGAUCUUUUACAACAUACUCUUUAUGGAUUGGGACCGGGUUAUGAAUCGCUUGUCGGACCACUUACACUUUUUCCCGAAGGACUUACUUUUGACAAAUUAUGCACCAAGUUGGUACAUCAAGAGGCACGAUUACAAUAUCAACAAUCUUUGGAAUCAUCAGUUGGUGCCCUUGCUUUUUCGGCCAACAUAUCAUCGGGAGGACCUCAGGAUGUGGCUCAUGCUGCCGGACAACAACAGCCCUAUAGGGGCGGCCGAGGAGGUCGCCGUGGCCGGGGGCGUGGACGUGGCCGCGGACGCCAGCAGUUUCCCGCGCCUGGUCAGCCGCUCCCCCCGCAGCAGCAGUCCCCCGCACAGCAGCAGCAGUUCGGUCAGCGGCCCCACUCCCACCAGCAGCAACAAUUCGGCCGCGGACAGCAGUACACUCAAUUUUCGGGACAACCGGGUACAGUCUUUUGUAAUACGGUUGUGUCAUCGUUUUAUACUCCUGCAUUAUCUACUCUUUGUACUAACAAUGUGUCUGCAGGAAUCCCGUCUUUUGAGAAUAAUUUUGGUUCAGUCCCACCACCCGUUGUCUGCCAAAUUUGUCAUUCCCCAGGUCAUUCCGCUGUUUCGUGCCCGUCUCGUUUUUCUCAGCCAUCUACUCCUGCCUUAGCUGUUCCUACUGGAGAAUCCACUCCGGCUGUUUGGUAUCCUGACUCUGGCGCUUCCGCUCACAUGACCGCUAAUGAAGGACAAAAUUUCGGGGAAGGUGCUUCUGCGAGCUUCCAGUAAUGGUGGUGUCUACCCCAUCUCACUUUCUUCUUACUCACCUGUUGCUCUCGCCUCACAUGUUGCUCCUGGACCAGUCUGGCAUCGUCGGUUGGGGCAUUGUGACACUCGUAUCUUAGAUAGGCUUAG
This is a messenger RNA of Cuscuta epithymum, 985 nucleotides long. NCBI's taxonomy places the organism in Eukaryota, Viridiplantae, Streptophyta, Magnoliopsida, Solanales, Convolvulaceae. The record is from the annotation of a GenBank genome assembly.